AUGGGGAAGCACAGUAUAGUCCAGACACUGAUUCUGGUAAGUUCAAAAUAACUUUUACAGGUCCAUACAUAGGUCUUAACUUAAGAGUCUUAAUGGAAUAGGGAUCAGAUCAAUAAAUAUACCUAUUUGGAAUUUGAAUAUAAACCUAGUAACCUUUUAGGAUUAUGAACCCAAAUUUCAAAACUCUUCAAAAAAUUAAAGCAAAUAAAAAUUGAAUUUUGUAUUUUUUUUUUAUUUUUAUUCAUAUUUAAAAAAAAUCGAAGAACUAGAAACUUCGGAGCCAUACUCUUCACUGGUCGUUUUCCAAUUAGAAGAUUUUUUCGUAGAUUUCAGCAUUUCUCUUCUCAUGAACUGAAUCCCAAUGUUAUCUUCUCAGCUUGUUCUCCCCUACAACAUAUUUUUCCAGGUCGGAAUCUUGGCUCUGGCCGCUGGAACUCUUGGAGUCGCAAUUGCUAUUUUGAUCAACUUGAACAACAACACCAAUAACAACAAUGUGAUUACUAAUAAUAUCACCGAAAAUGUUGCAUGUAAGUUGUUUUAUGGUAGCCCAAAAAAUCAUCAAAAGAUAACGAAUUUUUUUUAUCAAUUUCAAAUUAUGCUGACAAAUCAGUAUUAUGAUGUAAUCCUUUUUCAGCCGUCGUUUUGAACAUCCCGCCAGCAGCAACUGUGGAUUCCGGAAGUUCACAAUACAAACCUUAUCAACAAGUUGUUCAACUUUUCCAGUAAGAACUUUUUAUCGUGAAACCGCGUAAUGCACUUAAGUGCUUCGAUAAAAAGGACAUAAAAUUUCUAACAAAAACCAUAUAAAAAUAUUUUAGAAAUAUCGUUAACACCUCGGUAAAUCCCUGCGAUGAUUUCUAUCAAUACACUUGCGGUAAUUUCAAUGGUGACAUGAGUUUUGAUAUUUCGGAUAACUCGAAUAUCGCUGAUAUGGCUUCUCAACUUUUAAAUGAUGCUUACAUCAAAACCGCUCCAUUGCCAGUUCAACAAACUCGUUGGUAUUUUGAUCAAUGUGUGAGUGCUCGUCAAAAUUGGGAUUCUCUUGUUGCUUCCGGAGCACAAGUUACAAAUGCGAUUAAUACACUUUCGGCUGGUACAUAUCCAUUCGAAAACUCUACCCAAUUCCCAUUCCCAAUGUUGGACCAAUCAAAAAAUAUCACCGAAUUCCCAUCAAACUAUGGUCUUGGUUAUCUUGUUGGUUCAUUGGCUGCUUCAGGUGUUUACACCCUUGUUUCACCAUUUGUCGAUACCAAUUGGAAAGAUCCAGCUGGCACAGAUGGUUUCGCUUAUCUCAUCGAUCAACCAACCACUUUUGCACCAAACACUUAUUAUUUGAAGACAUGGCAAUCCACUCAACAACAGUGAGAAUUUAUUAAUAAAUUCACAGACUUCAUCUAACUAAUUAUCUUUUCAGACUUAUCGCUGGAAUCAAUGCUACAAUGAAUUUGUUGGCUCAAGUUCAAAACAAAACUCUUGAUCAAACAGUUCUCGCAAAAGAUAUCAAUGAUAUCGUGCAACUCGAUUAUUUGCUCGCAACCGCUUUCAGUUCAAAUGAUACAGUUCGUAGACAAUAUGAGAGAAGUUAUAAUCCAAAUACAAUGAAGCAAUUGAUUGCAAACUACUAUAACAACAUUUUCUUCUGGCAUAUGUUUGUUCCAUUGGUAAGUGAAUGGAAGUGUACUGAGUAUACUGGAAACUAUAGGUUUGACACCACACAAUAGAAUCAGAUAAAAGAAGCAUACACGGAAAAAACAUUAUUUGAAAGAGGCCUUGGUCGCUAAAUAAGUUUGGAAAAGGACGACAUCUCAUACAAUCCAAAAUCUUCUUUCCUGAACUUUUUCAAUGGUUUUUACAGUCAACCGGUUCAUCCAUCGCUGCUGGCAACAAAAUUCUUGGUGAUCCAAACUACAACUAUUACAUCGUAAUGGAACCAGCCAAACUCCAACUUCUUUUGUCAAAUCUUGUUCCAAACAACCCAUACAAUAUCACUCCAAGAGCACUUGUCAAUUAUUUGUUCUAUCGUCUCGUCGAUGCUAACAGUGAAUUCUUGCCGUGGCCAUCUACCGUGAGACAUUCUCAUUUUAAUAUUAUCUCACAUCAUAUUUUUUCAGGAUUCAACAAUCCGCCCAAUCGUCAAACUUUCAAGAACUUCAACUGGUCGCCCAAAACAUAUUGAAGUUCAUCAAAGAAAAUAUGAAAGAAAACAAUUGGAUGAUAUUAGUGAUGCUCAAUACAGUUGUGCUGCUGAAACAAUCGAUCAAAUGCAAUAUGCAAAUGCUCGUGUUUUCAUCGACAAAAUUUAUCCAACCGCUGAAAGUCGUAUUCAAGUUCGUGAACAUGUUGCUAAAGUUGCCAGUAGUAUUGUUGUUGGUUUCCGAUCAAUGAUUGAUCAACUUAACUGGAUGACAACUUCAACAAAAGCUGGAGCUUAUAACAAAAUCGAAAAUUUGGUGAAAAACAUUGCUUAUCCAGAUUGGAUUACUGAUGAUGCUCAAUUAACAGCUUAUCAUGCAGUAAGUAUUGCCUCAGCUCUCGUUAAUUUUUGUCUAAUUUUCACUUUCAGGUUAUGAACUUCAAUCAAACUGAUGAUUAUUUCACAAUGAUGAACAACGCCGGAAACUUCAAUAUGUAUGCUCAAUGGAUUCAAAUCACUCAGGGAGCUGCCGAUCGUACCGGUUUCAAUGGUCCACCAGGUAUCACAAAUGCUUGGUAUCAACCAGAACUCAAUUCAAUCACAUUCCCUGCCGGUAUUUUGAAACAACCAUUCUACGACUUCAACUGGCCAGCUUCUGUCAACUUCGGAGCAAUGGGAGUUAUUGCUGGACACGAAUUGACUCACGGAUUCGAUGAUCAAGGAGUUCAAUGGAAUGGAGUCGGAAGAUUGAGCGGAUGGAUGGAUGAUAAAUCAAAGACUGAUUUCACUGCAAUGGCUCAAUGUGUUGUUGAUGAAUACAGUGGAUUCUGUCCAUUGAACAAGACUGCUUAUGGAGCAGCUGCCUGUAUUGAUGGAGCUCAAACUCAAGGUGAAAACAUCGCUGACAAUGGUGGUAUUCACUCCGCUUUCCGUGCCUACAAAAACUAUGUGGAUCUCUACGGACCAGAUCCAGUCUUGCCAGAUGCACGUUUCCAAUAUUUCUCAGCUGAUCAACUUUUCUUCUUGAGUUUUGCUCAAAUCUGGUGCCAACUUCCACGAUCAGAUGCUUCAACUCUUCGCCAACUUCUCGUUGAUGUUCAUUCACCAUCACUUUAUCGUGUUUGGGGAACUAUUCAAAAUUUCCCAGCUUUCAAGAAUGCUUUCAACUGUCCAGCUUCAAACUAUGCUCCAGACAAGCAUUGUAAUGUUUGGGUAUCUGAUAUUGAUACAAGUAUGUUUGAAAUAUUUAGAGUUUGAACAAAACAACAUAUUUCAUGAGUUACAGCUUAUGGUCUUCCAAACACCAAGACUGAUUUGAACAUUGUUCCCGAAUCUCAAAUCACAGCUGGAGAUGUUACAAAAAUGAAUGCCUAUCAAAUGGCUGUUGAUUAUUACACUGUAAGUGAACUCAACAAAUACACAUUCAAUUGACAAAUUAAUCUAACUUUGUAGAAAUCAGUCAACACUUCAGUCGAUCCAUGCAACGAUUUCUAUUCAUACGCUUGCGGAAGUUUCAAUUCGCCAGUUUCCUUUACAACUGCUCGUGCCGCCAAUCUCGUAUCAAUGGCAAACAAACUCGAAGAUCCAGCCUAUCAAGCAACAAUUCAAAAUGUGUCGGCAUUGACAAAAGAAAAACAAUUCUACAAUGCUUGCCUUGUUGCAACAACGAAUUCGAGUACCGAAGAUCAAAUUCUUAUCAGCAAGAAUUAUACCGGCAGCAAAAUUGCGACACUUUAUGGUUUAUUGCGACAAGAUUUCACACUUUUGAAAGGAGGAAAUGCAAAUUCACCAAGUUCUAAAAAUCUUGCUGAUGCUUUGGGUUAUUUGUCAUUCCAAGAAGGAAUUGAUACUUAUAUUUCACCAUUAGUUGAUACAUAUUGGGAUGAUAACACAAAAGGUUACCAAAUGUUCCUUGAUCAAAACACAGCAUAUCUUUCGUGAGUGUUUUUUUUUUCAAAACAUUAAUUAAUAUAAUAAACCCUUUUCAGAAAAACAUAUUAUCAAGCAAAUGCCUGGAAGAUUGAACAACCAAAGUAUUUCUUGACAGCAUACAAAGUUAUCAGCCGAUAUGCUCGUCUUCAAAAUAUCCAACUUCCAGCAACUUUCAACGCAACAUUGGCAAAUGUUUUGGAUUUCGAAAGAAAACUUGCUACACAAUACAGUACUGAUGAUGAUACUCGUAGACAAUUCAAGAGAUCAUGGAAUUUGAUGAAUGCAACAUCUUUGGCAACAAACUAUCCAUUCUUAGAUUGGGAAGCCUAUCUUGGACAUGUUCCAAGUGUUGUUCAGCCACUUGUAACUGCUCCAUCUUAUCAAAUCUCAGUUAUGGAACUUGAUCAAUUCACUCGUUUAUCAACAGAUAUCUCUAAAUUUGAUGCUGAUCUCGUUGUCAAUCUUCUCUACGUUCGUCUUCUUCUCGGAACAACUCAAUAUAUUCCACAAUACGCCACAGAUUUCAGUGAAAUGCCAGAAGAAUCUAUCAUGUUAGGAUUAUCUCGUAGAAAGACAAUUCAAAACUUCAAAUUUGAAACCACAUUAGAGUCAAAUGGUCCAAGUUGUGCAUCAGCUGCUAAUUCUUUGAUGCAAUUCGCAAAUGGUCGUGUUUUUAUUGAUUACAUGUAUCCAACUGAUGAUGAUGUGACAAAUGUUCGUAAAUAUGCCGGUGCUAUUAUUGCUAAUGUUAUUACAUCAUUCCAAGGAAUGAUUGAUCAAUUAGAUUGGAUGAUUCCAGAAACAAAGAAAUUGGCAUACGAUAAAACCGCCCAAAUUCGUAAGUUCCGUGGGAUUCGAAUUAGAUAAAAAUGUGAUAAAUUACAGAACAAAACAUCGCAUUCCCUGAUUGGAUCAAAGAUAAUGACAAAUUAAGUGCAUAUUAUGCUCCUUUAACAAUUUCCAACACUGACAACUAUUACGAUAUCUUCGACAAACUUAUCAAGUAAGAAUAUAACAACCAUUCCAACAAUUUAACAUUUCUUAUAGAUUCAACAUUUUCCUCCAAUACAAUCAACUCACAUUCUCUAAAACUGAUCGUACCGAUUUCCUCGGUCAACCAGGAACUGUGAAUGCCUGGUAUCAACCAGAACUCAAUUCAAUCACAUUCCCAGCUGGUAUUCUUGUUCCACCAUAUUUCCACGCUUCGUGGCCACCAAGUAUCAAUUACGGUGGAAUGGGAUUAGUUGCCGGACACGAAUUGACUCAUGGUUUUGAUGAUCAAGGAGUUCAAUGGGGACCAACUGGUAACUUGAAUAAGUGGAUGGAUGACAAUUCUACAGCUGGAUUCUUGAAUAUGGCACAAUGUGUUAUCAAUGGUAAGAUUUGGAUUGAAAGAUGAAGUUAGAGACUCAUAGAAAAGCUUCAAAACAUCCUGAAAAGGAGAAGACGUAUCAUAAAUAUUUCGUAAUUAUUAGAGAACAACUUACUGUUCCUAGAAACUUUGAAAAAUUAUACUCCAUCCUAUCGAUUUUUUCAGAAUACAACAAUUUCUGCCCAUUAGAUGCUGCAUCCUAUUCACCAAACUGUGUGAAAGGAACACAAACUCAAGGUGAAAAUAUCGCUGACAAUGGUGGAGUUCAUGCCGCAUUCAAUGCCUACAAAACACAUCAAUCAUUAGACGGACCAGAUGCACGACUUCCUGACCGACUUUUUGGACAAUUCACACAUGAUCAAUUAUUCUUCAUGAGUUUUGCUCAAGUUUGGUGCGAAACUCGUCGAUCUGACGAAGCUUUGUAUACACAAUUGAUGGUUGAUCCACAUUCUCCAUCAAUGUAUCGAGUAUUCGGAACUAUUCAAAAUUUCCCCGCUUUCCAAACAGCAUUCAAUUGUCCGCUCGGAUCAAAUAGCGCACCAAAAACACAUUGUGAAGUAUGGGUACCAUCUAAGUAUCAGUAA
This is a messenger RNA of Caenorhabditis angaria, 6022 nucleotides long. NCBI's taxonomy places the organism in Eukaryota, Metazoa, Nematoda, Chromadorea, Rhabditida, Rhabditidae. The record is from the annotation of a GenBank genome assembly.